Molecule: messenger RNA, 5642 nt
Organism: Lynx canadensis (Canada lynx)
Lineage: Eukaryota; Metazoa; Chordata; Mammalia; Carnivora; Felidae
Gene: CIPC
Product: CLOCK interacting pacemaker
Exons: 4
Coding region: 1669-2868 (399 amino acids)
Biological process (GO): negative regulation of DNA-templated transcription; negative regulation of circadian rhythm
Cellular component (GO): nucleus
Source: RefSeq, a predicted model, not a curated record
GGGAGCGUGGGGAAAGGAGGCGGGAGUAGGAGAGAGAAAAGGGGAGCGACGUAGGCAAGAGAGAGCCCCCGGACUUUCAGGGGACUGGAGGGCCAAAUGGUGGGAGCGGGAGGCGGUGCGGCUGUUCCGCUUAUAGUUGGUGCUUUUGCUGCGAGGGGCGAAGCUGCGUGGGAGAGGGGAUCGCAGGUGCCUAGAGGCUGUGUGUGGGGAGAGGGUUUGUGUGGGGAACGAGUUGGGUACGCACUCAGGAAGGGUGGGCCCCCGUCUAACCCUGCUGAGAGUCCGGGCAGCGGGCGGAGAGCCUGCAGGCCUGCAGAGCUGUGAGCAGAGGGGCAGGGAAUGGGCAGGUGAGUGGGCGCGAGGCUGGUGAGCCGGUGAGAGUCCUGGGCCUCCAGUUUGGGGGUGAACACAGUGCCCGGUCCUGGGCCCGGGACGCAGGUGUGCUGUCACCCACUUGGCUGGUUAUUUCCCCUGGGUGGCCAGCUCGCCAGGUAUGGUGCCAGGGGGUGGGGAGGUAGAGGAGAAGGUGGGUGUUGCCAAGUAAGAAGUUAGUGGGUGGGUUUCGGGGAGCGCUGGUCCAGGCCCAGGGCACAGGCCGCAGCCAGACUCCGUGUUAUUGCCCAAGUCCUGGCAGUAUGCAUUGCCUGGGCGUUUGCCCUGGGAGCCUGGUGGUAUGCCAGUCACAGCACAGUCCUAGGGUCUGCCCAGUUCUGCCCUGCUGAGCUGGCAGGCUGUUGGAUGCCUGGAGGGUGCUCCUGCUGUCUGGCACAGAUGCAGCGUGGGCUGGUGCGAAUGGGGAGGUGGGCACUGUUACUGUGAACCCUUCUGGAAGCAGGGGAUUUGGAGAAAUUCUCUAAUCUCAUCUCCUCUUUGAAGGAGGAGAUGGAGUGAGCCAUAUCUGGUUCCAAACAGAGGACAUUGUAUGGAAUUGGGGUUCAGGAUCUUUGACAUAAAUUUGCAGCCAAGUUGGAGAAUGGAAAUGGAUGCCAAGGGGAAAAUGAAUAUUCGAGGUUUAGGUUUUAGGUAGAUGGGUCAGUCCCCCACAGCCCCUUGUUAAAACACAUAGACAUUUCCCCAGAAUGGUAUCUUUGGAGACCAAAAGAAAACAAACCUCAAAAGAAAAGCUAGUAAUGUAUUUCUAAUUCUAACUGGGAUUACUCAUGAUUUUUGGGGUGGUAAGGUCUUAGUUUUCUAUGGCCUUGUCCUUUUUUGUAUUUAAGCCUCUGGGCUUUCACCUCACACCUCUGUCCAUGCACGCAUGCUAUGCACGUGACACAUUUUAAAGGGAACUUGAGCUCUUGGGAAAGUUGCCAGGUGUCUAUAAAAGGAAAGACCCGAGAGCAGCUUUUCAAAUCCUUGUAAACAUUGGGUCUCCUUUUUAUCAUAAGCCUAAAUCUCUAUAAAGACUGUUUGUGGAUUAGACAACCUUUUAAUUUGGUGGGUGGAUUUAUUCCUAAGGCUUCACCUUAGAAUAAGGAAGUUGGGUCUGGAAGGUAGGUCUUGAGGUGACCACGGUGUUUGGAGAUGCACAGUCUUGACCUUCAUUCAAGCUGUUCAGGUAUUUCAGUGACAGCUAAGCUGCUAGGCUGUCCGCAAGACUCAGCAGGAUGGAAGGGCAAUCCAGAUGAAAGACAGGACUUGAUGAAUCCACUUCUAACCCGGUAAAACAUGGAGAGGAAAAACCCACCCAGAGAGAGCCCCAGAAGACUCUCGGCCAAACUGGGCAAAGGCACAGAGAUGAAGAAAGUGGCUCGUCAGCACGGCAUGGCAGCUGCUGAGUCAGAUAAGGACUCUGGAUUUUCAGAUGGGAGCUCAGAAUGUCUGAGCUCGGCAGAGCAGAUGGAAUCCGAGGACAUGCUGAGCGCCUUAGGCUGGGGCCGGGAAGACAGGCCAAGGCAGAACUCCAAGACUGCAGGCAGUGCCUUCCCUGCACUGUCCCCGAUGGUUGUCAUGAAGAACGUGCUGGUCAAACAGGGCGGCAGCUCGUCCCAGCUCCAGUCGUGGACCGUCCAGCCCUCCUUCGAAGUGAUCUCGGCUCAGCCACAGCUGCUGUUCCUCCAUCCGCCCGCGCCCGCUCCCGUCAGCCCAUGUCACGCCGGCGAGAAAAAGUCGGACUCCAGGAACUACUUGCCCAUUCUAAAUUCUUACACCAAAAUAGCCCCCCACCCGGGCAAAAGGGGCCUUUCCCUCAGCCCGGAAGAAAGAAGGGAAAACGGGGUGCAGAAGAAAGUCUGCACGGAGAGACUUGGGCCGAGCUUGUCUUCCAGUGAGCCCACCAAGCCUGGUGCCGCGCCACCCGGGCCCCCCGCGCCGGCACCCCCAGGCGCCAAGCUCGCCGCGGACUCCGCCCCGCAGGGUGUGCCCUCCCUGGUGGCAGGCGGGAGCCCACAGACUCUUCAGCCCGUGUCCAGCAGCCACGUGGCCAAAGCCCCCAGCCUGACCUUUGCCUCCCCCGCCAGCCCCGUCUGCGCGUCAGACAGCACUCUGCAUGGCCUGGAGAGCAGCUCCCCGCUGUCGCCGCUGUCAGCCAGCUAUGGCUCGCCUCUGUGGGCCGCGGAGCACCUGUGCCGCAGCCCCGACCUCUUCGCGGAGCAGCGGCGGAGCAAGCACAGGCGCUUCCAGAAUACCCUGGUGGUCCUGCACAAGUCCGGUCUGCUGGAGAUCACUCUGAAAACCAAGGAGUUGAUUCGUCAGAACCAGGCGACUCAGGCGGAGCUAGACCAGCUGAAGGAGCAGACCCAGCUGUUUAUAGAGGCCACCAAGAGCAGGGCUCCUCAGGCCUGGGCCAAGCUGCAGGCAUCGUUAACAUCGGGCUCUAGUCGUGCCGGCAGCGACCCAGAAGCCUUCUCUGACCACCCAGACAUGUAACACAGGAGGCGUAUUUCCCUGUUACUUGAGCGGUUCUUUUUAACUCUUGCGGUUUCUACUCCUGUUUCCCAGAGCUUAUGUAAGAGCUUUUCCUUCUGAACUUAAACCGUUUGGCAGUUCACUUACGAAGCCACAUGCCAGGACCUGGCUGUCUUAACCUGUGGUCUGUGCACAGUUUACACACGUCUCCGUUCUUCUGAGGACCUCGGAUGCGGAGUGUCCUCGAGUCCCCCUUAACUUAGCCUGCAGGCUGGUAGAUGGGUCACGGGGCAAAGCAGGCGAGCUGGUUGUGUGGGGCUCUUCUGGCUGCCACCUCCCACCAUCCCACUCACUGUGAUCAAGGGCACAGUGACAGGGAUGAGUCCACAGAGUGACAUCUGUCAAACCAGGGAGUAGGUGACAUAAGGAUCCCUUUGUGGAUCUCCUCAUGGAUAUCUUAUGCACAGAGAAAAAUAUGAGGUGUGCUCAUGUUCCACGAGGCAUCGUGCCAUUUGGGUGAAAACUAAAAUGCCAUGGGCACAGGUUGGGCCGAGGGUGUAGGCGCUUAAUCAUGUGAAGCUUUGUCUUCCUCAACUGGAAAGUCAAGGGGAGAGAAGGGUAGCACCAUUGAACUCUUACACUUUAGUUCCAAGCCAGAUUUCUCUUCACUUAAACUGGUAGGCAAAAUACUUCAGAUUUUUAAAGUAUGGAAUAGAUUCGGUACCAUCUGGAAUUAUAAUUGCUGAAUUGCUUUUUUUUUUUUCUUUCUUUUUUUUUUUUUUGACUUAGACUCUGAAGAAAGUAGACAUGGCCAGCAUCUCUUGAUUGGGAGCUGGAAGAUUCUGGAAAUUUGUGCUUCCCCCACCCCCUCUUUUGAAACAGUGCAACCUGUUGUAUGUAUGAAAAUCUCCAAGGUAGCUUCGUGGUUCCUAAGAAUGGAUGUAAGUUAACCCCUCUGCUGCCACUUUUUUUUUUUUUCCUUUUGUUUUUGUCAAACAGGAAAGAAAUGAUUACUGAGCUUGGUAAACUUUGAAUUAAAACCAUCCUGAGGUCAUGACACAGAAGUCCCCAAAAUAUUGGAGACCAUUCUUUGUACCGAUUUUAUUUUCAUACCCAAAGUUUUCGUUUGUCGCCUGUCACAGUGACGUGGAGCGAUGUGGGGCGGAGUCUUCUGUGUUGCCUACGUGCAUUAGAUAUCGGCAGCAAAGCCAGAGGUGUGGUGUUGGUUAUUUGAAGUUCAUCUAGAAAUGGAGGGUGUGAUAAGAAUUUCCAGAUGAUCCCGAUUCUUUUGGCUUCGUGCUAAAGGUAAAUGGGAUUUCUAAGUAGUAGCAUUUCAGACUUUUUAUCCUUUCAUCUAAAAAUGUUGAAAAAUCUUGAAAUUUUGAAAUUUCAGAUCUUGAAAUUUGAAAUGUUGAAAAAUCAUCUUGAAAAAUCUAUGUACAAAUUAUCUUAAGAAGAAGUUCUGUAUGACCAGCUUCGUCUUUUCUGCACUAAAAUGUUCUUGAAGUUUUACCAAGGCCAGAAGCUAAUGCUCAGAUUUACCAGGUAGUUGUUAACUGUAACAUGGUUUUGAAAUGACAAGACUUCAGAUUGCCCACACUUUGUUGUCCACCAUGUAUGAUUUACAUACGGCUGACCAAUUUAGAAAUAGCUUGGUAAAAUCUCUACACUCUCCUGAUCCAGGGCAGAAUUACUACCUGCCAUUUACUUUCUGAAAAAGAGUUUCAAAAUCCCAGCAAAUGUGUCUUUAAGCAGACCCUCGGCUCCUUUGAAUAUUCUCCUCUUGGCCCACUCCCUUUGCCUCCCCUGAAUCUGUGCUGCUACGACAGCCCUGCUCUGCGCACCAUGCUAGGAAGCUUCCUUUUUGGCAGAAUAUGUUGGCAGCAAAGCUAGAGAGACAGGUGGAUUCAGAAAAGCCUGGGCACCAGUCAUGAGUCUUACUGAGUGUCAAAAAUCUGAACAUACUUGCUGAGAACCAAAUUUAUUCCAUCAGAAAAACCCUCUGUGGAGCUAUAAGCCUCUUGGACUCUUCUUCCUAGAUCAGGGUUUGCAUUUCCCUUCCUGUUAUGGUAAAAGAUGAUGAGAGCCAUCAUCGAUCUGCACUGCUGAGUGGCAGGGCGAAGCAGCACCUCCCCGGCUCUUCUCUGAUCGUGUGACUUAGUGUUGGAAGUCGCUCUAGGCUGUUAGCAUGGGUGUUCCUUCCCUCGUGGAGCUGUAAGCAGAUGAAGCCAAAUAGGGAAGCUAGUUCUUGGAAGAAAAAGUCCGUUGAGGCUCCCAGACGUUUGGGGCCAGAAGCCAGAUCGGCAAAUGGAGGAACCUCGGAGUAGACCAGAAAGAUCUCCAUUGGUUGCACACGGCUGUAAGUAGGAAUGGUCUUAGAGAGCAUGCUUUGAUCUGGUAUGAACUACUGUGGCAGGGCUGCUGGCUUCUGAAGGCGAGAAGCAAUUCUUAGUUCAGACCAACCCUUAAAGAGAACUUUUGGCAGAUUUUUUGGCCAUGUUGAAACACAUCUAGAAAAAGCUGCUGGUUGAAUUGGCUAUGGGAAUGGAGUUUAAUAACAUUUGUAAUUUAUUACAGUCGUUGCUUUUUAUUGAUUACAGUAUUGUCUGACUUUACUAUGAGUCCUUCAACAGAAAAGUAACCCUUGUGCAUAUAUUGAAGUGUUUUUCCUGCUAUGAAUUCUUUAGGGUAGAGAUUUAUUUACCAAAUGUGAAUUCUUUUGAGGAAGUAUGAAGUUUUGUAGAAAUCGACUGUGAAAUGUCAGAGAAAAAUAAAAGUCACUUACUUGAAAACUA